ACCUAUUUUAUAAAUGAGAAAAUUGAGGACAGAGAGAUGAAGUAUUCUGCCCAGUAAGUAAUCCGCCCAAUAAGCGGUGAAGCUGGGAUAUGAACUGAGGCCGCCUGGCCACUAAACUCUAGUUACAUCCCUCUUCCUAUGUGCUGACCCGUUGCAGGUCUGGGUCUGCAGAACUAACCUGAGCAGGUGCCCUCUUAGAAAGGGUAGAGUUGGUAGGUGAACGGGUAUGAAUCCGGGGUAUACCUGGGCCUGAGCCCUUGGCCUCUCAUGUUGUUGUAGGGUGCUGUCGAGUCGGUUCCGACUCAGCGUCCCCACCUGGCUUCUCCUACAUGCAUGGAACUACCUGAGUCACACAAAAAAGUUUACCUUCUUACUCAACGGUGACUUAUCUAUGAACACGUAAGACGUCACUGAACUAACAAAGCCUAAUAAUUCCUCGGGUCCGUAUUAUUAUAAAGGAAAGGAUUCAUCGUAAGAACAGGACUUGAGAGACAAUUUGUUGCAAGUCCGGUUCUCGCUGAGCUCUCUCUAUAAAUGGUUUCUCCUUAACUAACCAUGGUUCUUUCUGGUGUAGGAGUCCAAGAUUGUGGCAAGUCACAUCAGGUGUUAAGAAAUACCUGUGGUCUUUCUUGAGCUCCAGAUUUUAAAAAAAGAUAUAUUUGUUUACUUGUGAACUUCAGAUGUCUGUUUAAGUCUUGAUUCUUUCCAAAUCAUAAAAAAGUAAACCAAACCAGUUACCGUUGAGAUGAGUCUGACUCAUGGCAACCCCAUGUGGUUUCAGAGUAGAACAGGGUUUACGAUGGCUGUGACCUUUUGGAAGGAGAUCACCAGGCUUUUCUACUGAGGAGCCUCUGGGUGGACUUGAACCUCCAACCUUUCAGUUAGUAGCCCAGUGCAUUAAUCCUUUGCAUUACCCAGGGACUCCUCACUCUGAACAUUCCCCGUUAAUUCCACAUUUUUCUCACAGGAAUCUUAGUUUGUGCUUAAGCACUGGAUUUGCUUAUGUUUUCUGACUGGACCCAAAGCCAACUCACCAAGCACCUUUUGAUUUUUUACCUUCUUGUGACUCUAUUGGCCUUUGGCUCUCAAAGCAGUGAGGGAGAUAUGGGGUCUAGGAGCCAUUUUCUAUUAUUAAGAAAGCUGUAUGUAUGGGAAAGGAUACACUUCCCCUUCCCUCUCCCCCUGAGCGCCAUGACAGAACCAAGCAAAGUAACAAAAGGUCCCCUUUCUCUGCUUUUCUAUGUUCCAAGUGGUUCAUCGAACUAUCAGUUUUAACUGAGAGUUUUCCAGUGAUAUUUGUUUGCAAUCUACUGCCGAAGUACCCAAUCAUUCUCCAAGAGUCAGACGCAGACAAACAGGCCUAGAGAAAGAGCAGCACAAACUGAUGAUUCUUAGAAUCUCAAAAUUGGAUUUGACCUUGCAGCUCCUUGGAUGCUACCACUUGACAGAUGAGGCCGAAGCAUUGUAUAGUCACAUGGCUGGAGCUUGAGUCUACUGGUUCUCAGGCUCCACAAUGUCAUACUUUCUCUAAAAUGGAAGAUUCUUCUUUCUUUUGAUCAAAACACGUAAUGUUUCCUUUGCAAAGAAAAAUACCCCCCUAACCACUCAAAUAUUCAACUUCUUAAAAAAACAAAUGUCUCGCCAUCAGUUGAUUCCGAUUCAUGGCAACCCUGUGUGUUACAGAGUAGAACUGAGCUCCAUAGGGUUUUCUUGGCUGCAGCCUCCAUGGAAGCAGAUCACCAGGCCUUUCUUCCGUGGUACCUAUUGGUUAGUACCUCUUGUAGAGUCAGUUCCGACUCAUAGUUAUCUUACAGGACAGAGUGGAACUGCCCCGUAGGGUUUCCAAGGUUGUAAUCUUUACAGAAACAGACUGCCACAUCUUUCUCCUGAGAGCAAUUGUUGGGUUCUGACAUUGAUCUUUCAAUUAGCAAUGGAGCACUUUAACCACUGUGUCACCAGGGCUCCUUUUAUUGGUUAGUAGCUGAGCGCACCUAGGGACUUAUUUGGCUGCUAGGGAUUUUCUAUUGAGUUCCUCAGUAACAGCCUUAGCAGGACAUGGAAAGAGUCCCCAGCGCCUCUUGUUUUCACACUCGGGUCUGAUUUUUGCUCCUAGAGUUUCCAGAGCCAUACCCCUCACCCUCCAAUUAAAACCAUAGCUGGACAACAGCCUAAAUGUCCAUCAACAGAUGACUGGGUAACCAAAACAUGGUACGUACAUACAAUGGAAUACUACUCAACAACAAAGAGAAACGAAGCUCUGAUAUAUGUUACGAUGUGGAUAAAUCUUUAAAAUUUCUCGUUAAGUGAAAUGUCAGCCACAAGAGGACAGAUAUUGUUAUGUUCCUACUUAUGUGAAAUGUCUAGAAUAGACAGAUGUAUAGAGACCAAAGUUUAUUAGUUUAUCAGGGACUGAGGUGAGGGAGGGUGAUGGAAAAAAUUGGAAAUGGAUGAUGUGAUGGUUAAACAACAUAACGAACGCAAUUAAUGUCACUGAAUUGUACAUGUAAAAAUGUCUAAAUGGCAAAUGUUUUGCUACAUGUGUAUUUACCACAAUUAAAAAAUAAACAAACUUGGCCUUAAGCCUAAAUUUCAAAUGCCGUAAAACAAACCAGUAGAGGAGUUUCUCCACAAUGACAUACUUGACCGUUUGGUGUCCUUUGCCAAGGCUAAGAAAUCAUUUUUCCAGUUUGACCAGUUGCAUUGGGGCAACACCAGCUGACUUUGCAACGCCUUCUAGUGGGGGCAGGUUGAGUCCUACGACCUCUGCCACUCACCAGCUAUGUGAGCUUAGUGGAGUCCAGCUAAAUGCUCACCAAACUGCUCUCUUGCUGGACUCAUGGGAAGACUACAUUUCCCAGCACCCCUUGCAUUGAGGUGAGGUCCAUGUGACUGGGUUUUGGCCAAUGGAAUGAGGAUAGAUCACCCACUGCACAAUCCACCAUCCUCUUUCUUCUCUGCCUUGUCAACCUCUGAAGCUCUGUGUGUGUCUUUGUUUGGUAUUAAAAAAAAAUAUCGGUGGUGUUUUAAUCACCUUUUAAAGCAGACAGUUCAAAGAUAAAAUAUUAACCACUUUUAAAUUCUGUAUCUAAAUUUGCAGGAUAUGUGUGAGAGAGAGACCAGAUAAGAUUCCAAGAGAAAGUAAAUUUCCACUGCUAUUAAUCAGACAGAGCCCUGGUAGUGCAGUGGUUAAACUGAUUGACUGCUGAACGAAAGGUCGGUGGUUCAAAACCACCAGCAGCCCCGUGGGAGAAAGAUAUGGCAGUCUUAUUCCAUAGAGACUGACAGCCUUAGAAACCCUGUGGUGUUGCUAUGAGUUGGAAUCAACUUGACAGCAGUGGGUUCGGUUUGGGUUUUAAUCAGAUAUGAAGCCCUGGUGGCGCAGUGGUUAAGAGCUCAGCUGCUAACCAAAAGGUUGGCAGCUCAAAUCCAUAAGCUGCUCCUUGGAAACCCUCUGGGGCAGUUCUACUCUGUCCUAUAGGGUCGCUAUGAAUCGGAAUUGACUGGACAGCAAUGGGUUUGGUUUUUUUUUUUUUUUAAUCACCUUAACAAGAUGGUUCCAGAGGAAAUAAUGCUAACUACAGCCCAUUGGGUCUACCUAUCAUAUUUACUCAUCUGUAAAAGGUAGUGGCAGAACUUCAUGAGCUCAAAUAUCUCAUCCAAAAUUAAAAGUUUAUGAUUCUGAAGGGGUGUAUGAUUACAGUUUUAUUAAAUCAAGAAGGACACAAAUGCAGAGUAUAUGGGGUGUGGACUGGGAGGGUUCCCAAUACAGGGCUUCCAUGUUUCAGAAAGGAAUGCUACCCUUUCACAUGCUUCCAUGUCUGUCACCAUCCAGAGAGGCCCCGAAGCCUCGUGCUUUUAAUGGUAGGAGCCUGCAUGCCCUGGUCCCUGUCCUAUCUGCAUCAGACUGUGAUAUGGAGAAAUAAACCUUUGUCAUACAAAGCUACUGGGAUUUGGGGCUCACUCAUUGCUACAAAUCCCAGUAGCUUUGUACAACAAAGCUUUAUUUCUACUGGGAUUUGUGGUAAUCAGUAAGCCCCAAAUCCCAGGAGUUUUGAAGGCUUACUCAUCAGUACAAAAGGAGCCCUGGUGGUGCAGUGGGUAAGCACUCGGCUACUGAAAGGUUGAUGGUUCGAGCCCACUAGCUGUUCCAGGAGAGAAAGAUGUGGCAGGCUGCUUCUGUAAAGACUGCAGCCUUGGAAACCCUGCAGGGCAGUUCUACCGUGUCCUAUGGGGUCGCUAUGAGUUGGAAUCGAGUCGAUGGCCAUGGGUUUGUUGUUGUUUUUUGCUUUCCAUUACUACAACAUAAACCUAGGCUGUCCUGACUAAGGCUGAGCUUGGAGAAGUUAUUUCACCUCAAUGGGCCUCAGUUUUUUUAUUUGCAAAAUGUUCAUUGUAAUACGUACGUGUGGUAGCCAAGGCCAGAACAGAAAUUGGCUCAUUCUGGCUAAGUCAGAAAGGGAAUUUUGCUGGAAAGAUUCAGGAGAAUCUCUUGAAACCCAGCACCUAUGGGAGAAGACAGUUUACCUAGCCCUGAGGGUACAUCUGUAUUCAUUUCAGCACUAUUAUCCAAUUUGCUAGUGUCUCUGUGUCUCAAACCAAGUUCCCCGGAGGGAAUAUCUGAUUGGUUCAUCUUGUGUCAAGUGUCUGCCCCUGGUCCAAUCAGCUGCAGCCAGGAACCAGGCUUACAGGAGACAAAGGUAGCCUUGGAUCUUCCUUCUAUGGGCAGGCAGAACUCUUGUUCAAGUUGGGGAUCAUGGGCUGAGCCGCUACCCCGGAAAUGUCUGCCUUCCCGCACACAGAGAUGCUGAGUUACAUGAAAAAACAAGUCAGGAUCACAUAAGAGGAUUAUGUAAGCAUCUGAGCAGAGUUUUGCUAACAAAGAAUGGUCCCUCAGUUCAUAUUCUAGAAUCACAUUCUAGAGCGUAGUCUUAGGUGAAGGGCCCUGACCCAUGAGUUUGUCCCUAUCUACUUAGACUGGGGUCUGUGAGCAUUCGCACUAAGAAGAGCAAGGCCAUCCACAGCUCUGUAGUCGCCCGUGUUUCAGUGGCACUGAAAUAGACAGGGAUGCUGUCCUCCCCCUCUCUGGGCUUUAGCCACCCCUGCUCUGUCAGCGUCCACUCUGUUGUGUGCCUUACGAAAACUCUGGCAUUUGCCGAAAGGUCACCAGCUACAAUUUCAGACCAUGUGGGUAACUUGAACGCCCAGCAUCUAAAUGUAGCUGUAAAUGGGCUACAGUGGCUGUACUUGCUGAAAGCCUGUGCUCAGUGGUGGCAGGAAUAGCAAACCCUCCCUCCGGCCCCUUUAAGGGAAUUUGAGUGCUUAUAAAUGACACCAGCCGACAUGUCCUCCUUCUGUUCCCCAAAUUAUCCAGUCUUUCGCUCAUUCUUAACAUCCUCAGAGUGUCUCUCUGCCUGAGUGAAAGCACUGGUUUUUGUUUUGGUUCUCAUUUCCAUCUGUUGUGAACAUAUUCUUCUGUGAACAGAAUAAGAAGAAUUACUGGAAAAAUGAAAUAAUAAAAUACACACGCACACACACAAAUUACAUACAAAAUACAAGGCCCAAUUGUUUAGUGUUAGAUGGUAAUUUUGUUUCCAUUAAAAUUACGUUAUUCUUAAAUUUCAGUAAAAAAUAAUCAAAACACAUAUAACAAAUAAAAAUAAAUAAAUAAACCUAUUGCUGUCAGGUCAGUUCUGACUCCUGGCAACCCCAUGUGUGAGAGUAGAACCACCCCAUAGGGUUUUCUUGGUUAUAAUUUUUAUGAAAGCAGAUCACCAGGCCUUUCUUCUGUGGCACUACGGGGUGGGUUCAAACUGCCAACCUUUAAGCGAGCAGCAAGCACAAGCCAUUUGUGCCACCUAAGAUAACUGGUAUAGAAAUUUCUACAUACCCUUAAUUUCUUUCUUUCUUUUUUUAAAUACCCUUUACUUUUGUACUAACCUCGUCACGGACCAAUAACAGUUUGAUGCUUGUCCAUGAUCCACUUUGAAUGCUUUUUACAGGUAAAAAAAUUUUUUUUCUUUUAAUGCACAGUUCUAUUAAUAUUAACACAUGAAUAUUUUUGAGUAACCAGAACCACAAUCAGGAUACAGAAUAAUUCUGUCAUGUAGGAAACUUCCCCACCUCCAACCCCUGGCAAGCACUGAGCUGUUCUCCAUCGCUACAGUUUUGUCUUUUUGAGAAUAUUCUAUAAAUUAAAUCAUGCGGUGUUUAGUCUUUUGAGCCUGACUCCUUUCAGCUCAAUGCUUUGAGAUUCAUCUGAGUUGCUAUAUGUAACAGUAGUUCAUUCCCUUUUACCGCUGAGUAGUAUUCCGUUGUAUGGGUGUACCACAGCUUAUUUAUCCAUCCACCAGCUGGCGGGCAUUUGGGUUGUUUCCUGUUUCUGAUAAUUAUAAAUAGAACUGCCAUAAAUAUUCGUGUAUGGGUUUUGGUUGGAAUACAAAUUUUCAUUUCUUUAGAGUAGAAGCGACAGUCCACCUUGAGUGGGGUUGCUUUACACCCUCAUACAAGAAACCCUCUCAAUCAGAUGACAACUUUCAACGGAAAAGGAAACCUAGCUACCAAUCAGCCAGUCCCCUCUUCGCAUCUUGCAGUCACUUACUAGCUCAAAGCUCCUAGUAUCCAGCUACGGCUCUUUCCACAGUUAUGUCAGAAAAAUCAUUGUUGGCCUCUCCAUGUCAAAAACAAAACUUAGUUAUUUGUUGAUGACCAAAUGACAAGUCAUGGUCAAAGAAAGCUCCAUUCUAUCAUUCUCAAACUUCCCAGAAGCUCUCUGGAAAGACAAAGUUUUCCUGUUUAGGUCCAAAAUUUAAAAGGCAGAUACCUUCCGGCACAGUGGUUCCUCUUCUAGAGAUUCACAGAGGCACACACAACAUAAGGAUGCUUUGUUAUGGGUUGAAUUGUGUCUCCCCAGAAUGUGUGUCAACUUGGCCCAGUAUUGUGUGACCGUCCACCAUUUUGUCAUCUGAUGUGAUUUUCCUAUGUGUUGUAAAUCCGACCUCUAUGAUGUUAAUGAGGUGGGAUUAAUGGCAGUUACGUUAAUGAGGCAGGACUCAGUCUACAAGAUUAGGUUGUGUUUCAAGCCAAUCCCUUUUGAGAUGUAAAAGAGAGAAGCGAGCAGAGAGAUGGGGGGACUUCAUAACACCAAGAAACAAGAGCCAGGAGAAUAACGCAUCCCCUGGACCCAGGUCCCUGUGCUGAGAAACUCCUUGGCUAGGGAAGAUUGAUGACAAGGACUUUUCCCGAGAGCCAACAGAGAGAGAAAGCCUUCUCCUGGAGUUGGCACCCUGAAUUCGGACUUCUAGUCUCCUAGACUGUGUGAGCAUAAAUUUGUUUGCGAAAAUCAUCCACUUGUGGUAUUUCCGUUAUAGCAGCACUAGAUACUAAGGCAUGCUUGCUGCAGCAUUGUUUGAAGAGAAAGAUUUUCCAAAAUAAUUUAAAUGUCCACAUACUGGAAUAUAGUAAAAAAAAAAAAAGCAGUAAGUCCGUAUGUGCUGACAUGAGCUUAUUUCCAAGAUAUAUUGCUAUGGCAAACACUUUGAACUGGUUGACUCUAUGCCAGAGCCCAACUCUUACAGUAAGGGGUCACCAGCUAUGCCUGCUAACCAAAAGGUCCGCAGUUUGAAUCCAGCAGAGUAGAGCUGUCCCUCAGGGUUUCCAAGAGCUGCUGGAUUCAAACUCAAUGGUAAUGGUUUUUUUUUAAAUAUGGAUGGAGGAGUCCCUGGGUGGCACAUGAGGUUAAGCACCCAGCUGCUAACCAAAAGGUUGGUGGUUCAAACCAAUCAAAAGGCACCACAGAAGAAAGGCCUGGCAAUCUGCUUCUGAAAGGUCACGACCUAGAAAAUCCUACGGAGCACAAGUUCUAACUCUGCACGUGGGGUUGCCGUGAGUCAGUACUGACUUGAUGGCAACUGAUUUCAUUUUUUUAUGCGAAUGGAGCUGCCCUUUCUCCCCUCUUUGGGGUUUCAAUGUGGACUAGAUGUUUGGAGGUAUGGUGGUCAUUUCGUGCUCACGAGAGGAUAGACAUGAAGGCAAAAUCCAGCAGACUGAGGAUUGCAGAGUGGUCCCAAAUGGAGCCUUCAGAUAGUUGAAUGAGUGCCACCUCCCACUGAGCUUCUUGGUUGAGGAGCGUUUUUUUUUCCCUCCAGAUUUGCAUAUCUAUUAUGAAGGUGGUACACACUGCCUGCAAAAACAAUAAAGCAUCCUUUUAAACUUGUUCAAAAGAACCCUGGCCAAGAAAUUCCAGGAUGGCCAUUAUUUUACUACGUGACCUAUGCCCUAGAUAAGAUACCUGCUGAUUCUGCCGCCUAUAACCAAGGGGAGCUCGGCUCUGCAGUGGGGCCCUGUGAAUAAGCCUUUUGAGUCCUUGAAGACUCAAAAAUUACGGUUGCUCCUCAGGAUCUUUCGAGAGAAAGUAGUUCCUGUCUCUGGGCAGAACAGUUCUAUUUACAGCCUGCUCGGGGAGUCUUGGCAGCCUCCACAGUCAGAGACGCCAAAGAUUUCUUUGAGGGCUUGUCCAGUUAUUUCAGCCAUGUGGGUCGGGGCACUCUUUCUUAAAGGUCCUUGCGUGGCUAGCACAGGCUUCUCCUCAGCUUUAAUACUGAGAAGCCGCAACCCAUAGAGGUAAACAGGGCUUCCUGCAGGGAUCACGGAUUUGGGAAAUUACCCCCCACAAUGGCAGACAGAAGCCCUUUUGAGACGGAUAUGCUCACCCUAACCCGCUAUGUGAUGGAAAAGGGGCGUCAGGCCAAAGGUACGGGGGAGCUCACGCAGCUGCUCAACUCCAUGCUGACGGCCAUCAAGGCCAUCUCCUCGGCGGUGCGGAAGGCGGGCCUGGCCAACCUGUAUGGGAUUGCGGGGAGCGUGAACGUGACGGGAGAUGAGGUGAAGAAACUGGACGUGUUAUCCAACUCUCUGGUGAUCAAUAUGCUCCAGUCUUCCUACAGCACCUGUGUCCUGGUCUCGGAAGAGAAUAAAGAGGCCAUUAUCACAGCCAAGGACAAGAGGGGCAAAUAUGUGGUCUGCUUUGACCCACUGGAUGGAUCUUCCAACAUUGACUGCCUGGCCUCCAUCGGAACCAUAUUUGCUAUCUACAGAAAGACCACGGAGGGUGAGCCUUCAGAGAAGGACGCCUUGCAGCCCGGCCGAAACAUCGUGGCUGCUGGCUACGCACUCUAUGGGAGCGCGACGCUGGUGGCUCUUUCCACUGGGCAAGGAGUGGACCUCUUCAUGCUUGACCCAGCUCUUGGUGAAUUUAUCCUGGUGGAAAAAGAUGUCAAGAUAAAGAAGAAAGGAAAGAUUUACAGCCUCAAUGAGGGAUAUGCCAAAUAUUUUGACUCUGCAACCACUGAAUAUGUGCAGAAAAAGAAAUUUCCUGAGGAUGGCAGUGCUCCCUAUGGGGCCAGAUACGUGGGUUCCAUGGUGGCUGAUGUACACCGUACCCUGGUCUAUGGAGGGAUCUUCAUGUACCCAGCCAACAAGAAGAGUCCUAAGGGAAAGCUCCGGCUCCUGUAUGAGUGCAAUCCUGUGGCCUACAUCAUUGAGCAGGCUGGGGGCUUGGCAACCACAGGCACCCAGCCAGUGUUGGAUGUGAAGCCUGAGACCAUUCACCAGCGAGUCCCCCUCAUCCUGGGAUCCCCAGAUGACGUGCAGGAAUAUCUCACCUGUGUGCAGAAAAACCAGGCAGGCGCUCAGUGAGCUUGACCCGCAGCCCUUUUCUCUUGGUCUUGUACCUUGUACCAAGGACCCUAAAUAAAUGAUAAACAGAAAUGGUGGUGAUGAAAAGGCAAAAAGUAAAUCCCCUAAUCACAGCCAGCAACCACAAACCUGCCGUGACAGGUCCAGAUGCCAGAGGCCAUUAAUUCUGUGGUCAAUGUCAAGGGCAAAAAUUAAAGAUCCACAUAUGAAAAGAAUAACUGGUUUGUCUUCUGUCAUGAAUGGUGGCAAAUAGGAUUGUAAUUCUAAGUCUGUUAAAACCACGUAAGGGGCCCCUGGGUGGUACAAAAGGUUAACAUGCUUGUAUGCUAACCAAAAGAUCGGAGAUUCAAGUCCAACCAGAUGUGCCUUGGAAGAAAGGCUUGGCAACCUACUUCUGAAAAACCAGCCAUUGAAACUCUACGGAGCACAGUUCUACUCUGACACACGUGGGGUCUCCACGUGUCGGAGUCGAUGACGGCGUGUGGUAAGUCACCUCAUCAGCAGUUAUCCACUUGUGGGCAAAAAGUACAUAAACCUGUUAAAAAUUUAUUUUGGUUGGAUCUGAACCCCGAGUCUUAACCUAUUGUGAUUAAUCUUCCUUGUGAAAUAGUAAAACCGAAAACCAGAACCUGUGUAAGGUGGAAACCCGUCAGAGAAGGAAAGCUCAAGUACUCUAAAACUAAACCCACUAAAACGAACGGCAGAAGAGCAGUAAGACGGCGCCCUGUCAGAAGCGGAGAACUUCUGAGACCUGGAAAGACAAGGCGGUCCCGCUGAGCUCUGGCUCUCACAGAUUUCACUAUACGUAUAUUUUUUACAGCCGACUUAAUUUCUUAGAAGAGUUUUGUGCUUUCUUUUGUAUAAAUUUUGAGCCAGAAAGCUCACAGCUAUUAAAUGCUGAAAUUUCCACCGAGCUUUUUGGGAGUGGCAAUAACUUGGAUGCUCAAUCACUGUUUGAAAACACGUGGUCACCUAUUCAUAAAGCCAGCUGCUAAAGGGAGUUAACAUUCAAAAAAUUAAUCCCUACUUUUAUUAACCCUUUAACAUUGCACUUUCCUUUUAUGGGAAAUGUUUUAAUCUGUCCUCUUAACCAGCGUUUUCACUCUGAUGUAACCACAAGUCUGGGGUGGGGGUGACACGUGCAUGCACCAUUUCAGCUUGUUUAAACCAGAGUUGCUGUAUAUGUGUGCAUGCGUGCGUGAGUGUGUGUGUAGAGAGAGACAGAAAGACAGAGAGAAAGAGACCUGGUGUUAGGAGAAUUAGCUAGUCAUUUGGGAAAAAAAAUAAAAUUAGAUCCCCAAGACAAAUCCCAGAUGGAUUAAUCAUAAAAAAAUCAUAAAAAAAACCCCAUAAAGCUAUUACAAAUAGAUAAAGGGCAGUAUAUUUAUGAUGUUAAACAGGAACAGCAAAAACAAAUAAUAAAAGCAAGAAUAGAUGUAAGCACUUGAAAAUAGAAACAUCCUAAACAAAGAUAUAAAGGACGAUUGACAGCUUUGGAGAAAAUGUUUGCCACAGAUGGCAGAGGAGGGGUAUCCAGGAUCAGUCAUGUCAAGAAGAUAAGCUUGACAUAGAGAAAUACUGAGGAUGUAAAAAUGCAGUUUGCAGAAGAUAAAACACAAACGGCUGGUAAACGUGAAAAAUGCUUAGCCUCACUUGUGAUCAGAGAAAUACAAAAUGAAAAAUGAUAAAGACUGAAAAUGCGAAAUGUGUCAAAGGGGCUGGGAAAUGGCACUGUUGUACACUGCUGUUGAGAAUGCAAAUGAGUGCAACCUUUUUGGAGGGCAAUUUGACAGUUCUGUUAACAUGUGGAGCCCUGGUGGAGCGGUGGUUGAGAGCUAGGGCUGCUAACCAAAAGGUCAGCAGUUUGAAUCCACUAGCCACUCCUUGGAAACCCUAUGGGGCAGUUCUACUCUGUCCUAUAGGGCUGCUAUGCAUUGGAAUCAACGUGACGGUAAUGGGUUUGUUUUUGUUUUUUUAACACUUAGCAUUUUGAAUGUGCAGACCCUAUGGCCCAGUAGUUCUGAACCUUAUAGUAGCAUUUUCACUUAAUACUGUUUAUAAUAGCAAAAUAUUGAGGAGAGUUUAAAUGUCCAUCAGUAGGGAAAUAGCUGAUAUAUGGAAAACCAUACAACAGGUUGAAUAAGCUGGAACUUAACAGACCCACUCCAGUCUUCCAUGAAAUGGAAAUAAAUACCUUCCAUAGUUUAGACAUAGGCAUUCUCAAACAUCGGAGUAACACAGGCAACAAGAAAUAAAGAUAUUAGCCAGCAUCCAGUAGACCUUCUGCCUCCU
Loxodonta africana (African savanna elephant) is the source of this 11985-nucleotide messenger RNA. RefSeq names its product fructose-bisphosphatase 2 (gene FBP2). Gene Ontology annotation, cellular component: cytosol; cytoplasm. The record is from RefSeq and is a predicted model, not a curated record. Lineage: Eukaryota; Metazoa; Chordata; Mammalia; Proboscidea; Elephantidae. Gene Ontology annotation, biological process: fructose 6-phosphate metabolic process; fructose 1,6-bisphosphate metabolic process; gluconeogenesis. Bases 8671 to 9693 code for a protein of 340 amino acids. The transcript is spliced from 7 exons. Gene Ontology annotation, molecular function: fructose 1,6-bisphosphate 1-phosphatase activity.